GCAAAGGGGAGGAGAGCUGUACUGCUGUUUCCACAGCUCUGCUUCCCUGUCUGGGAGAAUCACUGAGUGUGCAAGUCACAAUAGAAGGAAGCGCUAUGGCUUUUCCUCAUAGCUCAGAUAUGUGAUUUAUCCACGGUUACCCCUGGAAGGAUUGUGUGCUGCUGCUGCUGCUUCAGUUCAUUCUCCAUUAGCACCCUCUUCCCAGUGCUGGAUAUACUGUGCAGGAAUAUCACCAUGAUUGAUAGCAGCAAGAAGCAGCCGGGCUUUACCGAGAUUAUACCUGGUGGGGAUUUUGAUCCAUUGAAAGAGAAGGAAUGUCUUGAUGGAAACAGCCAGAAAAGUCUGAAGGAAGUGCUUCAAUUGCGUCUGCAACAAAGGCGAACAAGAGAACAACUUGUAGACCAGGGAAUCAUGCCACCCUUAAAAAGCCCGGCUGCAUUUCAUGAGCAGAUAAAAAGCUUGGAGCGUGCCAGGACUGAAAAUUUCCUCAAGCACAAGAUACGCAGCCGUCCGGAACGAUCUGAGCUAGUAAGGAUGCACAUUUUAGAAGAGACACAUGCUGAGCCAUCCCUGCAGGCAACUCAGAUGAAAUUAAAGAGGGCUCGUCUGGCAGAUGAUCUCAAUGAAAAGAUUGCUCAAAGACCUGGACCACUCGAACUAAUUGAAAAGAACAUACUUCCAGUUGACUCAAGUGUUAAAGAAGCUAUUAAAGUUGGUCAUUCAGAUUACCCUGAGAACACUGAUGCUUUCUCAUUUGAUGAAGAUAGCAGUGAUGCUCUGUCACCAGAACAGCCAGCAAGCCAGGAAUCUCAAGGAUCAGCUGCUUCUCCUGCAGAGGUCAAACCCAGCGAGUCCGCUUCUCCCAUAUCCAACACUAACAUUCAGUGCCAAGCACUAAAUUCACCACUGCCUGAGUUCUUUAAACCUCUCCCAGCUGCCGAUCCUACUACGCGCCCCCCAGCACCCACUGUUGUCUUGAAACCUGGGCCAACACUGGUAAAGCAAAGUCAGCCGAAGAAUGCAAGUGACAAGCCACGCAGCAAAAAGUCGAAGGAGCCCAAACCACGGGUGAAAAAAUUAAAAUAUCACCAGUAUAUUCCACCCGACCAGAAAGGGGAGAAGAUUGAGCCUGAAAUGGAUUCCAAUUAUGCCCGUCUCCUGCAACAGCAGCAGCUCUUCCUUCAGCUCCAGAUCCUGAGCCAGCAACAUCAGCACUACAACUACCAGACCAUCCUACCUGCACCACUCAAGUCACUGAAUGACAAACCAAACAAUGGAAACACUGUAACUAGCAAUGUGAAUAACAGCAUUCCCUCAGCUCAGAGCUUCAUCAACAAACAGAACAGCAUCCAGUUCAGAAAAGCAGGACCACUACCUUCCAAUCUGGAUGAUAUGAAGGUUGCAGAACUUAAAAUGGAAUUGAAACUGAGAGGCUUGCCAGUAUCUGGCACAAAAACAGAUCUUAUUGAACGUUUAAAACCUUACCAGGAUUUAAACAAUAAUGGUGUUAGUGUGACCAGUGCCACAAUUGUGACCACCACUGCCACGACUACGGCUUCCUGUAGUGUUGCGGCAGAAGACACUACAGCGACAUAUACCACAGCUACUGUAAAUAACUCCGCACCCACUUUUAAUACAGACGUAACAUCCCCUGCAAAUGGGAGCAACCAGAUGCAUUUGGAUCCCAUUAACUCUCCACUACCUAUGUCUCCAACCCCUUCCGAGCAAUCCAACUUUAGCACUGAAGACACUAAUAUGACGGACACUUUUGCAGAGAUUAUGACCAUGAUGUCGCCAUCCCAGUUCAUGAACACUUCACCUAUAAAGAUGAAUUUAAAUGAGGACAGCAUGGGAGCAGCUAGCGCAAGCACUACAAGCAUAGAUUUGGAUGCUGCAGAAAAGGACCGCAAGCUUCAAGAAAAGGAAAAGCAGAUUGAGGAGCUGAAACGGAAGUUGGAACAAGAGCAGAAGCUUGUGGAGGUGCUGAAGAUGCAGCUGGAAGUAGAGAAACGUGGGCAGCAGCAACAGCCGUGUUCUAAUAUUCUGUUAAACAUGGAUCAGAAGCUUUUUAGUGCAAACAUUAAAGAGGAGAACUCAAUGUCUGACUGCCAGAAUAAUACCCAGACCAUUCUGAGUGGGCAUUUGAUAGGACAGCCCACAGUAACUACUGGUGGCCAGAGUAUUAUUGCCAACAAUGCUGUUGUCAUCAAGCAUGAAGUUCCUUUAGCUAAUCCUGAGCAUCAAAACAUUAUCCAGCAAUUUUAUGUGACAUCUCAAAGACCACCACAAGCGACAGUGGUGACUCAGCCCCAGGCACUACUAACCACACCAACGGCCCAGAUCCUGCUUCCUGUCUCUAUCCAGACUACCAAUGCAAUGCAGCUGUCCAUGGUGCAGGCUCAGCCACAUACAGCAAGCACAUCUCAGCCACUAGUUCUUAAUUCUACGACUACGACGCUGGUCCAAGCACCUUCCUCUCAGAAGCAGCACACCAAAAAGGUUUGUCCUCCUGCAACAUCAAACAAUAUAUUUUCAUACCAACAAAACCCAGUCACUUCAGUUCAACAGUCAUUUACCAAUAGUGUAUCCACUACUGGCCAGAAGGCAAGGACACAACAAGCUACUGCAGUGCAGAAUGGUCCCACGUUACUGCAUGAGUCCAACUCCCCAUCCCCAACCCAGCAGUACCUUGUUCAGCAUCCCACGUUCACCAGUUCUACUGCUAAAUCGAAGGACCCUCCACGCUAUGAAGAAGCCAUAAAGCAGGCCCGUAACAUCCAUCCCUCUCACACUGAGGUAGCAAAUGCACACAGCCAACAGAUGGACGACCUGUUUGAUAUUCUUAUUAAAAGUGGAGAGAUUUCCCCUCUUAUAAAAGAAGAGCCUUCUCCUAUAUCAAAGAUGCGACCAGUUACUGCUAGUGUCACCACCAUGCCAGUGAACACAGUGAUAUCAAAGCCACCGCCGCAGAUUCAUGUAGCACCUCCGCUGGCUCUGGAACCAACAAAUAGUCUAUCUCUUAGCUUAGAAAGCCACCUGGAGGCAUUUUUAGAAGGAACCCUACCACCGGGAACUAACAUUCCUCAUCUGGAAAGGCAUAGUGAUGGCCAAGAUGCAUUUUCUCUGAUAGAUGAUCUGAACAAUGAUCUGCUUCAGCAUCACAGCAUACUGGAUCAUGAUUCCACCCCAAUGGAGACAAAUGAUACACCGUUCACUGCAAACAGUUGUUUAUCUCUAGACCUUCAAGACACAAACCUGGAUAACAUGGAGUGGCUGGACAUUACAAUGCCCAAUUCUGCCUCUUCUCUUACUCCUUUAAGCUCUACUUUACCAAGCAUGUUCUCCACUGACUUUUUGGACACUAAUGACUUGCAAUUGCAGUGGGACUAAUUGAUUUAGCGUAGAUCUCAAAGUGGGGUUUCACUUUGAAAACAAAGGCUGGAAGUAUGGUUGUAAUUGUAGCAAUUACACCCGACAGCAGAAAAUAAAGAGAUCUGCAGCAUUUAACUGCACUGGAUUCCCAAGUGUGUCACUGAUGGGCCACUAGGAGAGACACUACACUGUACAGCAAACAAAUAAACCUAAAUGGUUAACAAUGCAGCAUAGAUUUUGAAGCAUUUGGGGAUUGAAUGAUAUGUGAUGGAAUGUUCAGUGGGGUAUUUGUACAGAAAUAUACAUUAGAUUCAAUGUUGGUAAUGUUCUGUUGUUCUUCUACUCUUUUUUUCUUUUUUUUGUUUGUCAUUUUAAUAUUCAAAACUGCACUUGACUGUUCCUGUGAACAGGCUGAGCCUAUAUGAUUACAUGGCAAAGCGCUGACUGGUUCAGGGUUCAUACUCAAUAUUUUCACAAGCAUAUACAGACCAGAGAUCUAUCCCUGGUACUAUAUAAAAUGAUUAUCUUCAGUGUACAAUUCAUAUACCCAACUUAAUCUGUUGAGUUUUGACCUUGUAAAGUUGAUAAUAUAACGUUGCAGAACUGUACUUUUGUGGCUGGAAUACUUGGGGCUCAUAAGUAAUGCCUGCACUUUCUCUACACGUUUUGUAGCUUUGCUUUAUUUUGUAUUACCUUAUUUUUUCUUUUGUAAUGGAACAAAGGGAUAAUUUUUAAGGCCUCCUUUCCAAAACUUGCUGUAAUAUACUGUACAAAAACUUAUUAAACAAUUGUGAAGAAGAGAUUAUCAGUUACAAAUGAGCGCACAAUCCUUGCUUAUUUUCUCCAAAGGUAACGCACCAAAACACAGAUGUUAUACUGUAUAAUGAUUUACUUCUGGCAGCAUAUGUGAAAAAGGAAUUACAAUGUAGAACAGUCUGCAACAAAAAAUAAAAAUGUAUAUAAAAUAUUUUUUGAAAAAAGACGUAUAGCCACGCAGCUAUAGUCAAGAGUUCAUGUAUAUGAACAGCGGAAUGGAAUGUAAAUACACAAGUCGCAGACUUUUUUUUUUUGUUGACUAAGAAUAGCAGUAUGCUAAUUCUGCAUGUACCAGGUGGGCAAAACUCUAUAUGAAGGCAAAUAUGCAUAGUCAGGCACAUAGGGUUUUAAAGAGCAUUUUAUUAUAUAUGUUUUUCUAUUUUUCAGUAAUGGGAGACAUUCAGUUCCCCCCCACCCACACCCCAUAAAAAUGUAUAUACAUGGCUUUCAUGUCAUUAUAGACCAGCUUUUGUACGUUCUUUGGGGAGGGUGCAAUAAAAUAUUAUAGAGAAAUAAUCUGUAGCCUACGGUUCUAAAGAAGGUGUUUACAAUUCCAGGAAGUUUAAUUCAUAUUUCCGUUGAGAAGACUUUGUCAUAUAAGAUUAAUUACUUUAUGGUAUGGCCUAUUAAAUAAUAUUUUUUUUUUUAUUUUUUUUUUAGUUUUAGCAAUUCUACCAAAUUAAUAAAGACAAAAAGUGGGUUUAAAAUCUAAGAUGUUCAAACUGUAGGAUAUAGAGAAAGAUACGUAAAAUUAAAAUAAGUACAGGUUGGGUCUCAAAUAUCCCAAAUUCCAAAACACAGAAUUUUUUUAGUGCGACUGAGAUAGUGUCACCUUUGCUUUUACGAUGGUUUAUUGCACACAAUCUUUGUUUAAUGCACAACAUUAUUACAAAUAUUGAAUACAAUUACCUUCAGGCUGUGGGUAUAAGGUGUCUAUGAAACAUAAAUUCAUUUUGUCAUUAGAAUGGGUCACAUACCCAAGGUAUCACCUUAUGGUAUGCAAAUAUUCCAAAUUCCGGAAAAAUCAAAUAUCCAUAAUGUUUCGGGUCCCAAGUGUUUUGGAUAUGGAAGACCCAACCUUUAUCAGCAAUGCAGUCCACAUUACCUGACUUUCUGUAGCCUGUGUUCCUUUCAUAGAAUGGAAAAUGAGUUAUACAGUUAGAUACCCCUUUUUAGUCUACAAUAUAGGUGGAGCCUCCUAUUUCUUUUUCGUUUCCUUUUUGUGCUUUUAAGGCAGAGAAAUAUGGAAGUGCUCUUCCUACUGUGUAUCUCAGUGUAUAAUCCACUUUGUACGUGAAAAUUAGACUUCUAGACAGCCAGGCUGGGUAGAUCUCGCAUGAAAGGGGAAUCUCUGUUUCAAGGGAGGAUAUGGGGUCGACAGAUGUACUGAUACAUCUGUAUGAUUUCUCAGUGUCAUAUAUGCUGCAGAACCGACCUGACAUGUCUGUGAACAAUGUCGUUCAUAGUGUACACAUGUCGGCAUUACACACGAGCCGAUGGUCCAGCCGAUAUAUUGAUCAUUAGCAACUGGUACUCGGCCUAUGAUCAUUAAAACCAUUACCUACUAGACAGUCAAAGAAUAAAUCCACAUACUUUCCAAUUUCAAAAUGUUAACUCUUUAAUGGAGCAGUUCAAACAGUGGACACUCUUGGAAGUGUAAUAGUAAUAUAGUGCUAGACUGAAAUUAGUUGAGUUAGAACCAUUUAGUAAGAAUCUUGUACAAAGAAGAUCAAUUCUUUCUUGGCAGUUACUUUAUUUAUUCUUCAUUGGUUCAUUACAGACACUUGGGGGAUUUCUUGAUACACGUCCUCUUCCCACUGAAUCAAUUUUUUUUGUUUAAAUUCUUCUGAAAUGAAAUACCUUUGUAUACAGGUAUUUUAUGCGUUUAACCCAGAAGAUAACAUUUCUAUUGUUUUUGUAAUAUUUGUAGUAUUUGGCACUAAUGGUUUAAUAAUUUUAAGCCUUUCUUAAAAUUAAAAUAUUCUUUUUAACAAAAAAAAAUAUAAAUAGAAAUCUCUCAAAAAAAAGUAUUUAGUCUAAAGAUGUGCGGGUUCGGAUUUACUCCGUUCUUAAUGCCAGAAUUAACGCAUGUUCAGAUUUAUCUGGAUUUUUCUUAUUGGAUAUCCAAAACACCUGAUAUCCGGAAGCCAAUAAGAUGCCAUUUUGAGAUCCAGGUAAAUCCAAACCCGCACAUCUCUAAUUCAGUCCCAGUUGAUGAGUAAACCAUGAAAAAACAUUUACAUUGUUUAGUAUAUGUUGAUGUUUACUUGAUACGUUCUUAAAAUCAUGUACAAUUUACAAAGCAAAAAAGUUUGGGAACUUUUCAAUAUUUUUGUGAUCUUUGGCGAAUGGACGCAAUGUACGUAACUGUUAUUUCUGCUUUUAAGCACAAUCAUAUCUGAGUAAAAAGUUAGUGUGUAGUCAUGGAGGGUAAAUAUUGUUUUUUAAGGGAAUAUUAUUUUAAGCUGAAAGUUUCUAAUAAUUAACUGAAUAGGGAAACAUUGAACUAUUUAAGAUUGCAACAUGUCACAUUAUUAAAUCAGCAUGGAGUUGAAACCUGAGGUUUACUGGUGGGUAUUCCCCCUCAAUAUUAUUAUUGCAUCAUACAGAUGGAGGCUUGCAUGGGGCGUUUCAUUCUCCAUCCAUGACUGCAGUGCUCUCCAGUAAAACUGCAACUUAUUGAAACUGAAGGUGAAUUAUUAAACAUCCUUUGAUUUUUGCUCAGAAAAGGAUAGUGUGGGAACACCUCUAUGUUUCCCUGGUGUGUUCCCCAUUUUAGUCCAUCUUAGUGUCAAGCCUACAUAUCUGUAGGUGUGUGCUUCUCAGGAACAAAGCUAGUACUAUCUUCUGCCCUCCCCAAUCUUCCUAUUGUACCAUACUUACCUACUUUUUGGGCCUUGAGUGGAAGUCCAAGGGGUAAGUUUGACAACGCAAGUCACAUCUUCAUGGCCAUUCUUGUGAUUAGCUAAUCACAUAAUCACAGUUCAGACCUGGGAGGGUGUCCUAAUCUCUCUGGAGUCCAGGGCAACUCCCAAAAUACAGUACAGUAGGCAAGUAAGUAUUGGUUAGCCAGGAUGAGUAUGCACCUGUAAGCACACCAUAAAUGUGCCAACUUUGAUUGUAGAUCAAGUGCAAGCAUAGGGAUGUCACAGAGAUAUGCUAAUGUCACAAAGCUAGUUGUGUGUAUUCUUGAGCACCAGCCUUCCCCCGUUUAUGAAUACCCCAUUACAUUUUUAUAUGGUGUGCCUAGUACAUUGUACAUGCUUUUUUAGCGGUAGCUAAGCUUUGAUGUAAUUCAAUGAAGAAGGGACCUUUUAAUUGUAAAGCGCAACAGUAUAUGCUGGCGCUACAUAAGUAGAUGUUCAAAAAUAAUGUUCUGGAAGCUUGCAGUGUACUCCUAUUCAGUUAUUUGCUAUCAUCUCUAAAUUACUUUUAUUUUAUACAAAAGGGUUUUUGCGCUUUCAUCUGUAGUACAUUGUUUUACUGUUGAAAAGCAAGCUUGCUCCUACUACCUGCAGCUUUAAAUGAAGUUGUGAUGUUACUAUGCAUUGCUUACACUACCAUUAUGUUGAAUAAAAGGUGCACAUUUGUUAUGGUGUUUUUCACCGGUUACUCUAGACAUAUCGGCUUUUUGGUAGUAUUUUAAGUAAUUUAACAAAAUGAUUGUGUGCGCCAAAGUGUGUCUUCAGCAGUGUUAAAUAGAUCCUUUCCUUAAUUGCUCUUUAUUGAAAAUUUUUGUUGGUUUACAGACACUAUUUUACAUAUUUUUUUCCUCAAGGUUAAAUAUCCUUACGCUAUUCAUCAGUUUGUCUCAAGAGUUUCUUUGCCGUUGUCUAAAGGUGUUUCUAGGAUGACUAUAAUAUCUCAAGAGUCCUGCAACCAAAGUCUGCUACACAAGUGGAAACCUGAGAUCAUUGGAAGUGCAGCAGAUGUUGUGGCAGGUGAUACUGGUGUAGAAAGGGACAGUUUCUUUUAAUCCCUUCUGAAUAUUCUAUAAACAACUCAGAAAAUACUAGUUUGGCUAAUUUCCCCCCUAACAAAUACAAGCAUUUCUAGCUAUAUUGCCAAAGGGAGUCACUUUGAAGGUUUAUUAUAAACUAUUUUUACAUCAUUUUUUUUUUAAAGUACUUUCUUGAGAACAGUUUCCAGAACUAAUACAACUGUCUCUAAUGUUGCAGAAGAGGUUUUGUGAGGUUACUGAUUCGUUUUGUUUUGCUAGUGGCUCAUUUUGCUGAACAUGAAAGUACCACAGCGACCUCGCUGCUGUUAGGGACUGCAAAACCUGUGUACAAAUUUAGAAGCCGAAAACAAAUAGGACAAGGACUGUGUGACUUUGUUCAGGGCCCAUUCAUAUAUUGCCUUUCUAUGAGAAGUUUGAUGCCUUCGUAUUUGCAGUUUGCACCCCCUGCAAUCAUUUCCAUAUCAUAAUGUUUGAAUGCCAGAUGUUUUGCACAUUGUAUAUAUGUAAUGCAUACUGUAUUUUUAUAUGUUUAGCACAUUUAUCAUUGGAUAUUUUGUACAUAGUGGCAAUGUUGUAGCUACUGAUAAAUUGUUGACUAGGAGCAUCAUUUUUUUUGCAUUUUUUUGUGUUCCAAAAUAAAAAUAAAUUACUUUUGA
Molecule: messenger RNA, 8805 nt
Organism: Pseudophryne corroboree (corroboree frog)
Lineage: Eukaryota; Metazoa; Chordata; Amphibia; Anura; Myobatrachidae
Gene: MRTFB
Product: myocardin related transcription factor B
Exons: 15
Coding region: 235-3390 (1051 amino acids)
Biological process (GO): positive regulation of transcription by RNA polymerase II; smooth muscle cell differentiation
Cellular component (GO): nucleus
Molecular function (GO): transcription coactivator activity
Source: RefSeq, a predicted model, not a curated record